This is a messenger RNA of Gadus morhua (Atlantic cod), 1989 nucleotides long. RefSeq names its product secondary ossification center associated regulator of chondrocyte maturation (gene snorc). The record is from RefSeq and is a predicted model, not a curated record. The coding region runs from base 506 to 859 and encodes 117 amino acids. Gene Ontology annotation, biological process: cartilage development. The transcript is spliced from 3 exons. NCBI's taxonomy places the organism in Eukaryota, Metazoa, Chordata, Actinopteri, Gadiformes, Gadidae.
UGUUUGACUAUACAAUGAACUAUCGAAAAAUAACAUUACCGCUUAUAGCUACAGAAUUGCCAGUAUCUAGUUUUGUUAUAAAAUAAUUAAUUUGAACUUUGCAUAAGUCAGACAAGGAAACAAUUAUUCAGAAUAAACCAAAACUAAACUAGGAGUCAACGAAUGAGCGCUAGAACAACGGAGAAAGAGGGUUCAGCUGCAGUCCUGUGAAGGACAGUGAUUCAGUCACGGCCCGUUUGAAACCAGUGCUCCAAGAUCCUCCACCUCAACCUGUGGUCUGAGCGGGUGUGGAGCACGGCCCGCCCUCUGAGAUGAGCUCACAAAGUCCUCAGUGUCCAGACACUCUCCACACCUCUCCCAGCAGGCCUUCCUCCCUCCUCCCUCCCUCUCUCUCUCCUCCAUACUGCUCUCUCUUCCCCCGUCUGCCAGCCCCACACCCCUGUUUGAAGCUCCAGGAGUUAGAGACCUUUUCUGCCCCACUUAGCGCUCUCCUCUUCCAGGCACCAUGGCUCACGGCAGCGGCCUCUGCAGAUUCCUCCUGGUGCUUCUCGGCCUCUCGGUGACGGCCACACGCGCAGAGACGAUCGGAGACUCGCUGCCCACCCUGCAGGGGGAGAACCAGGACACUAUGUCGGGGGACGUGUCCUAUGACGUCACCACGAAGGAGCCCAUCCAGGAAGUGACGGACUGCUGCUUCACCUACGACCACGAGGACUCCACCCACUCCCAGGCCGUGGAUCAGGUGGAAGGGGUCCUCGGGCUAGGGGCCAUCACAGCCAUCGUGAUCGCCGUCUUCCUCGGAGCUUCGGUCCUCCUCGCACUCAUUGUCAUCACCCUCCGAAAGUUCACUGCUUCAUAGUGUGUUUGUUUGUGUGGGGGUGUGUGUGUGUGUGUGUGCGCACGCGUCUGUGAACUUGGUUUUGGCUGUGGGUUUCAGAGCAUCAAUGCGUUUCUGUUUGUGUAUCUCCAAUGUACAGCUGUGACUCCAUCACAUUCUCUUAGCUUCUUCUUUUGACAACUUCCUCUCUCUCUCUGUCUGUGUGUCUGUGUUGGUGGUGCGUGUCUGUGAUUCCCUCUCUCUCUCUCUCUCUCUGUCUUUGUCUCUCUCUCUCUUUGUCUCUCGGUCUUCACUCUCUCCCCCGAAAGUUUGUUUUGUCUCACUCUGGAUGUAAAAUACUAAAUAGUGGCUGGCACCUUUACCAUGAACAAGUAAGAUUUAAAAUAUCAACUACUUUUCACACUCCAUAACAAUUCUGUCCGCUUUAAAUUAGUAAAUGGAACUAUUUAAGGUUUAAUGUUAAGUGUACAAUAAACAUAUAUCAAAUGGGAGAAUAGUGUGUAGGCAGUCAAAUGUAAAUGGUACAUUGAAUAGGUAUUGGUAAAGGCAUAUCAGUAGGGGGUAGUAUGCUGAUACCAUAUGAAAUACUGGCGGGGUCUUCCAGUGUAAUUCAACAUGUUAUUGCUUCUCUUUCUCUUUUGGUUGAGCUUUGUUGUUUUUUGUUGCUGUUGGUGACGCAACGCCUCUUAAAAGUGCAUUUUGCUUUGUUUACGUUUUUUUAAUGUGUGUAGAAGCUGUACAUUUAUAUCAUAGCGCAGUGUGUCGUGUUUUUGUGCGCUUGUUUCAGUUAGCUGCACCGUAGAAAGUGUGGGACUUUGUUGGCCUAGUGGAGACAUAUCAACCAUGUUCUUAGUCUGUUUCUGCUUCUUACUUAGCCAGAGUCAAUUCUCCAACCUCAACGCAAUAAGACAAACAACUCUUCUUUAUUCAUGGGAUGUAAAAAGGGGAUGGUAGGAAAGGUAGAGUAAUAUAAGUCUGCACCUUUUAUGAUUUAUUUUCUUCCCGUCUACUUGUGGUCUGUAUGUUUGCUGUUUUUAAUAGUGCUAUGUUCUUCAUUGGCCUUGAACAACACUAUCACCCAUAGUGAUAACAAUGUUGCUUAAAUUGUUUGACAUCCAUGUGGAAUAUCCCAAUAAAUCAUUCCCAAACUA